Messenger RNA from Staurois parvus, 414 nucleotides. The record is from the annotation of a GenBank genome assembly. Lineage: Eukaryota; Metazoa; Chordata; Amphibia; Anura; Ranidae.
CGGGGGCCCCAGUGUGCCUUUGGGGCCCCGUACCCCCUCCCCUUUCUCCCCCCUCUGCCAAAGUGCCCUUUUAGGGUUUCCCCACAAAUCCCCCGGUUUUCCAAAUUUUUUCAUAGGUUUUUGGCCGGGUUAAAGGCCUCCCAUAGAGUGCCGCAGGACCCAAAAUCGGCCAUGGCCCCCGUACCGCCUGAGUCACGCUGCUGCUGGUACCACAGUGUGACCUGGGUCCCUGUAACGGCCGUGCCAUUGUUGCUCCCACUCUGCCAUGUGCCACUUUGAGGUCUCCUCACACUCCCUGCGCGUGUUUUUUUCCAGAUUUUGUCAUAGGUUGCUGGCAGCAGAUUACAGGCCUUCCAUAGGUGUGCCGCCAGGCCCCAAAUCUGCCAAUGUGGGCCCCCAGUACCCGCUCUGGUC